This is a messenger RNA of Wyeomyia smithii (pitcher-plant mosquito), 3135 nucleotides long. Its product is annotated as serine-rich adhesin for platelets-like. NCBI's taxonomy places the organism in Eukaryota, Metazoa, Arthropoda, Insecta, Diptera, Culicidae. The record is from RefSeq and is a predicted model, not a curated record. The transcript has a single exon. Gene Ontology annotation, molecular function: chitin binding. Gene Ontology annotation, cellular component: extracellular region. The coding region runs from base 37 to 2625 and encodes 862 amino acids.
UAUCGGUCUACAGAUCUAAUCAAGCCUUGCAUCAUAAUGUUAUUUGGACUAUUGUGUGUGUUAUUGUGCUUCCGUGCAAUUUUCACUGAAAAAACGCAAUGCCCCGAGCUAAACAAUCCUGCUUACGCUGUUCAUAUACCUCACCCAACUGAAUGUGGAAAAUUCUUUACCUGUGUAUGGGGUCAAUCAGUGCUACAGAAUUGCCCAAAAGGUCUCCAUUGGAACAAUCAACUACAAACCUGUGAUUGGCCUAAUAACGCAAACUGCAAUACUGAUAUCGGAUCGCUAUGCGUAACAGGCGAUAUGACACCACACGAAGAUUGCAACAAAUUUUAUAUAUGUGUAAAUGGCUAUAAAAUGGUCCACAUAUGCCCUUCUGGAUUAAAUUUUAAUUCAAAGGCUAAUGUAUGUGAUUUUCCUAUUAAUGCCAAUUGUAAUGUAAACUCUAGUACAGUUACCAAACCAUCAAUAACUGUAACAGAAAGUACAAGCACUGAAGAAGAUCAGUUUACAUCUGAAGAAUCGAGUACAGUAGAAAGCCCUUCUACUGAAACAACAGAGAAGGAUACAACGGAUGCUGAGUGGUCAUCAAAUGAAUCAAAUGGAUCGACGGUUGUGGAAGAAUCCACAUCAUCUUCAUACCUUUCUACAUCUGAAGCAAUUACUGAAGCACAAUCGAGUACAGUGGAAAGCAGUUCAACUGAAACAACAGAAAAGGAUACAACAGAUGCUGAAUGGUCAUCAACUGAAUCAAAUGGAUCGACGGUUGUGGAAGAAUCAUCAGCAUCUUCAUACCACUCUACAUCAUCGCAAUCACCAUCUACAGACCUGUCUACAUCUGAAGCAAUCACCGAAGCACAAUCGAGUACAGUAGGAAGCGUUUCUACAGGCUCGUCAUCCACAAUCACCGAAGCACAAUCGAGUACAGUAGGAAGCGUUUCUACAGGACCGUCAUCCACAAUUACCGAAGGCAGCGUUUCUACUGAAACAACAGAAGCUGAGUGGUCAUCAACUGAAUCAAAUGGAUCGACGGUUGGGGAAGAAUCAUCAGCAUCUUCAUACCACUCCACAUCAUCGCAAUCACCAUCUACAGACCUGUCUACAUCUGAAGCAAUCACCGAAGCACAAUCGAGUACAGUAGGAAGCGUUUCUACAGGCUCGUCAUCCACAAUCACCGAAGCACAAUCGAGUACAGUAGGAAGCGUUUCUACAGGACCGUCAUCCACAAUCACCGAAGCACAAUCGAGUACAGAAAGCAGCGUUUCUACUGCAACAACAGAAGCUGAGUGGUCAUCAACUGAAUCAAAUGGAUCGACGAUUGUGGAAGAAUCAUCAUCAUCUUUAGACCCGUCUAAAUCUGAAACAAUCACUGAAGCUCAAUCGAGUACAGUAGGAAGUGUUUCUACUGAAACAACAGAAAAAGAUACUACGGAUGCUGAAUCAAAUGGAUCGACGGUUGCGGAAGAAUCAUCCUCAUCUUCAAACCCGUCAACAUCAUCGCAAUCAUUAUCUUCAAACCCGUCUACAUCAUCGCAAUCAUCAUCGUCAGACCCGUCUACAUCAUCACAAUCAUCUUCAGACCCAUCUACAUCUGAAGCAAUCACCGAAGCACAAUCGAGUACAGUAGGAAGCGUUUCUACAGGCUCGUCAUCCACAAUCACCGAAGCACAAUCGAGUACAGUAGGAAGCGUUUCUACAGGACCGUCAUCCACAAUUACCGAAGCUCAAUCGAGUACAGAAGGCAGCGUUUCUACCGAAACAACAGAAGCUGAGUGGUCAUCAACUGAAUCAAAUGGAUCGACGGUUGGGGAAGAAUCAUCAGCAUCUUCAUACCACUCUACAUCAUCGCAAUCAUCAUCUACAGACCUGUCUACAUCUGAAGCAAUCACCGAAGCACAAUCGAGUACAGUAGGAAGCGUUUCUACAGGCUCGUCAUCCACAAUCACCGAAGCACAAUCGAGUACAGUAGGAAGCGUUUCUACCGAAACAACAGAAGCUGAGUGGUCAUCAACUGAAUCAAAUGGAUCGACGGUUGUGGAAGAAUCAUCAUCAUCUUUAGACCCGUCUAAAUCUGAAACAAUCACUGAAGCUCAAUCGAGCACAGUAGGAAGUGUUUCUACUGAAACAACAGAAAAAGAUACUACGGAUGCUGAAUCAAAUGGAUCGACGGUUGCGGAAGAAUCAUCCUCAUCUUCAAACCCGUCAACAUCAUCGCAAUCAUUAUCUUCAAACCCGUCUACAUCAUCGCAAUCAUCAUCGUCAGACCCGUCUACAUCAUCACAAUCAUCUUCAGACCCGUCUACAUCUGAAGCAAUCACCAAAGCACAAUCGAGUACGAUAGGAAGCGUUUCUACUGAAACAACAAAAAAGGAUACAACAGAUGCCGAGUGGUCAUCAACUGAAUCAAACGAAUCGACGGUUGUGGAAGAAUCAUCAUCAUCAUCAGAAGAUCAGUCUACAUCUGAAACAAUCAAUGAAACAGAAUCAACGUCAACACAGGUAACGUCAACACAGAUAACUAGAACACAAGAAUCAACAGCUGGUUCGCUAUCAACUGAACCAACCGAAUCGAGAACGACAACGACAGCAGCGCUAACAACAACUUCAGAUGUUUAUUGGACCUGAAUUACACGAGAACUGGUUAUUUAUUUUUAAUCUAUUGAAACGAUUAAAUCGUCAAGUACUGUCAAAUCAUCAGAGUCAGAAGAUCAGUGUACAACGAAUCGAAUUAUCGAGAUAAAAAUUGUUUACUAGCACAUGCUCCAACAACUAUAACAUGCAAAUAGGCAGUUAAAACUUCUUUUGCAAUUUAAAUAUUGUGGAACGUAAAAAACAACUAUUGAACAAUGGUUGUGUGAAGAAAUAGUUAUAAUCAACGAGGGAAGAACUGUAAACUGUUCACACAACUUGCAAUGAAACGAAUUAAAACGAAUAUUUAGAAAACGAAGUAUAAUAACCGAAAAUAACAUUGCUUUCGUUCGAAAUGUUGCAGUUUCACAUACCCAUCUAUAGUAUCUCUAAUUUUAUGUUGUCUUUUUUAUUCAUAUAUAAACUAAACAAAAAAAGUGUUUCUCUAUUACAUUUCUUUAUCUUGUAUCUAAACGCCGAAUAAACUUAUUUUAUCGUGUGUCUUCA